AUGCGCCUCUUCCUGAUCCCCAUCUCGACGCGGCGAGCAUUGAUCUAUGCCCGACCACUACGACGCGACGCCUCAAAGGAGCUUUCACUACUCGAUCGAACCACAAGCAAAGCAGCUGAGACAUGGGCGAAAUGGGAGGACGCCGAGUCCGGCUGGAAGAAACACCUGGUCACCUGGGGCAAUAAGGUUCAACAGCGCAUCCCCUUCGAAGAAUGGGGCCUGAAGAGCAUCCCGUCACUCAAAGCACAACAGCGCAUAGAUGAGAAUUACGGCAGCAAGCAGAUCGAUGUGCUUUAUCCUGGAAACUCGGUGCGCUUGGAGAAGAUCCCCACCAUUCUGCGCAAGAUCGCGACAGAGCGGCAGGAGUUUCAUAGGAAGAAAAUGUUGUGGAGCUUUGGCAUUGCUCCCUUAACAGCGCCGUUUGCGCUGGUCCCAGUGAUCCCGAAUAUUCCGUUCUUCUACAUGGCAUACCGAGGCUGGUCCCAUUGGCGCGCGCUGAAUGGCUCGCGACACCUGGAAUACCUUGUGGAGAAGAACCUACUGAAUCCUGUUUCCCUACCCGAGCUAGAACAGCUAUACGCCAAGCGUGCAUCGCGCGUACUAGAUGGUACCCCGGUCGAUAAACCAUCAUCUGAAUUGGUCGAGGAUAUUGAGCAAAGUGACGACCGUGUGCUACUAAAGAUGUCCGAUGCUAAGAAAUUGGCCUCGAUCUUGGAUGCUCCGGAGCUGGCUCUGGAGGCUGAGCGGGCCAUUAUCCAGGUGACUGAGCAGCUAGAGGCCCAGAAACGGAAAGAAAAAGAGGCUCAAUCUGAUGAGAAGAAGAAAUCAUGA
Penicillium subrubescens is the source of this 831-nucleotide messenger RNA. Its product is annotated as mitochondrial K+-H+ exchange-related family protein. Lineage: Eukaryota; Fungi; Ascomycota; Eurotiomycetes; Eurotiales; Aspergillaceae. Bases 1 to 831 code for a protein of 276 amino acids. The transcript is spliced from 3 exons. Gene Ontology annotation, cellular component: mitochondrial inner membrane. Gene Ontology annotation, biological process: proton transmembrane transport; potassium ion transport. The record is from RefSeq and is a predicted model, not a curated record.